CCUGUUCUUCUGUUUAUUAUCUAUCCCUUGGAAGUCACGGGGAGUGUAUCCCACGGUAUUGCUAUAGUCUGUACCAUUUUCAGGCUUGUUUACAGAGGUUGGACGCGUCACGUCUGGUGGGAAGAUGCAUGGGCAGCAGUUUCACUUAUCUCAGACGUUCUCGUCCUGGCAUGCAUCUGGAUCUACCCCUCUCCAAAUUGUUACUUUAACCUGCGUUAUGUGGUGCACAUCACAGCUUACUCAUCACGUACAGUGCUCACUGACUUGUCCAGGGCAGCACGCAUGAGCAUCAUUUUUUGCAUCAUCAGAAUCACCAAUCAUUCAGGCCGCAAACUCCAUAGAUGGCUCGCUUAUCUCAUUGCACUAUCCUUCUUAUGCAUGUGGAUUGCACUGCUGGUCCAGAAGAUCGACGUAUGCAGAUUCCAGGCGUGCCAGAUGUCCGAGUCUGUAGCACUCUCGCAACUGAUCACGGACGUUUUUGCGGAUUUUUCUCUUGUCGCUGCGCCACUGCAAAUCUGGAAAAAUGUAGGGCUCUCACGUGGCAGAAAAAUAUUGGUCUUGUCCUCAUUCGGCGCAUCGAUUCUAAUCACUGCCACGACCAUCCCUCUCUCUGUAAUCCUCUUUUGGCCCCUGUCAAACACUGCGCUCGUCUUCGCGCAUGUCCGGGCUGCGGUCAGUCUUAUCGUCUGCAACGUCCUGGUGAUCGUUACCUUCACAUACCGCGUAUUGUUGAGAGAAACUUGUGAUAUUGACCAAUCUUUCACAUCCCCCGGAACAUUUUCCACUGUCAUCUUGACGCAGUACACGUACACUAGGACUUCAUUCUGUGGACAGGAGGGAACAACCUCGAGACAGAUAACGACAACAACGGCGCAGACGAAGCCAAAGUUGGAUGAUGCAAGUACGCUGGGCGCUGAAGAGAGCACUAACGUUGAGGGAUAG
This is a messenger RNA of Suillus fuscotomentosus, 942 nucleotides long. RefSeq lists its product as uncharacterized. The record is from RefSeq and is a predicted model, not a curated record. The transcript is spliced from 5 exons. NCBI's taxonomy places the organism in Eukaryota, Fungi, Basidiomycota, Agaricomycetes, Boletales, Suillaceae. The annotation marks the transcript as partial.